Molecule: messenger RNA, 1291 nt
Organism: Perognathus longimembris pacificus (Pacific pocket mouse)
Lineage: Eukaryota; Metazoa; Chordata; Mammalia; Rodentia; Heteromyidae
Gene: Foxs1
Product: forkhead box S1
Exons: 1
Coding region: 1-990 (329 amino acids)
Biological process (GO): cell differentiation; regulation of transcription by RNA polymerase II; anatomical structure morphogenesis
Molecular function (GO): DNA-binding transcription factor activity, RNA polymerase II-specific; RNA polymerase II cis-regulatory region sequence-specific DNA binding
Source: RefSeq, a predicted model, not a curated record
AUGGAGCAGCAGCCCCCAUCGGGGCCCCUGCCCCCCUCAGCUGAGCCCACCAAGCCCCCCUACAGCUACAUAGCCCUGAUUGCCAUGGCUAUCCAGAGCUCCCCGGGGCAGCGGGCCACUCUCAGUGGGAUCUACCGCUACAUCAUGGGUCGCUUUGCCUUCUACCGCCACAACCGGCCCGGCUGGCAGAACAGCAUCCGCCACAACCUGUCUCUCAACGAGUGCUUCGUCAAGGUGCCCCGCGAUGACCGCAAGCCAGGCAAGGGCAGCUACUGGACGCUGGACCCCGACUGCCAUGACAUGUUCCAGCACGGCAGCUUCCUCCGCCGGCGCCGCCGCUUCACCCGGCGAGCAGGCGCCCAGGGCACCAAGGGCCCAGCCCGGGCAGCCCGUGGACCUCUCAGAGCCACCAGCCAGGACCUAGAAGUCCCCAACAGCACACCCGACAGACAGUGCCCAUUCUCCUCAGAGCUGCCAGACCCCAAAGGCCUAAGCUUUGGGGGUGCCAUGGGUGUCUUGCCAGCCACCAUGGGCCCAACCACCACGGAUGCCAGGCCUCGGCUGUCCACGGAGCCCAAAGAGUUGUGCAUGCCCAAGGCUGCAGGCCCAGGGGGGGGCCCUGGGGCCACCUCGGCCUCUCCAUGCCCAGCCUUUGGCUUUCCUGCCGGCUUCCCCUCCGAGGCUGAGGGUUUCAGCAAGGCUCCGACGCCCAUCUUGGCCCCUGAAGCAGGCAGCGGGAGCAGCUACCAGUGCCGGCUGCAGGCGCUGAAUUUCUGCAUGGGGGCUGACCCAGGCCUUGACCACCUCUUGGCUGCCACGGCCCCAGCACCACCCACCCCGCCAGCUUCACUCCGGGCCCCACUCCCCCUGCCAGCGGACCCCAAGGAACCAUGGGCGGCAGGGGGCUUCCCUGUGCAGGGGGGCCCCGGCUGCCCCCUGGGGCUGCCCCCGUGCCUAUACCGGGCGCCAGGAAUGUUCUUCUUCGAGUGAAGGCAGCCACACCUCUGCAGGGCCCCUCAAGGCUGAGCCCGGCUCCAGGGUGGGAGCACCCUGGAAGGACCCAGGCCUCCCAGAACAAGGACACGGCCAGUUCAGGAAGCCAAGACAGGAGCGGCCAACCCUCAGCCGGGCCUCCGCACAAACUCGGGGUGAGGGGAAGCUGGGCCCUUUGGGAUUCACUCUGUGGCUGUCGAGGCCAAUAAAGGCAAUGUGCUGAAGAAGGUCGGCCUGCUGGAUGGUUGGGGGGUGGCGAAGGGCAGGAUGCUGGGUUUCUGUGUGGGGUGAUUGUGGG